Molecule: messenger RNA, 1286 nt
Organism: Psammomys obesus (fat sand rat)
Lineage: Eukaryota; Metazoa; Chordata; Mammalia; Rodentia; Muridae
Product: zinc finger protein 713-like
Exons: 1
Coding region: 297-674 (125 amino acids)
Source: RefSeq, a predicted model, not a curated record
UCCAUCCUGUUGAAAAGCCUCUCUGCUAUGACACACAAGGGAAAAGCAUCAGACAGCAUUCAGAUUUGAAUUAUUAUCAUGGAGUGUAUGUAAGAGUGAAACCCUAUGACUAUAAUGAGUGUGGGAAAAUCUUCAGUCAGAAUGCUGUUCUUACUAAUUGUAUUCUUCUUGGAGAGGAAACUGGUGAAUGUGGAAAGACAUUCAACCAACAUUCAGCUGCUAACCAACCUCAAAUAGUCCUCACAGGAGAAAAACCCUACUUGUGUGAUGAAUGUGGGAGAAGAUUCCGCCACAGAAUGCACCUCAUUGAACAUCAGAGAAUCCAUACAGGGGAAAAGCCUUUCAUGUGUAACAAAUGUGGGAAAGCCUUCAGGCAACAUUCAUCCUUUAAGCAGCACCUGAGAAGCCACACAGGAGAGAAGCCCUACAAGUGUAAUGAGUGUGGUAAAGCUUUUAGCCGAAGCACAACCCUCACUGAGCAUCACAGACUUCACACUGGGGAGAGACCUUAUGAAUGUAGUUUUUGUGGGAAAACCUUCAGCCGAAGAUCACAUCUUAAUCAGCACAAAAGGACACAUACAGGAGAGAAGCCCUAUGAGUGUAAUGAAUGUGGGAAAGUGUUCAACCGGAAUGCACACCUUAACUUACACAGGAAAAUCCACAGCUGUGUGUAAUGGACUAUAAAUGUGAGAGGACCUCAGACUGAAGUCCUUCCCUUAGUGGUACAAAACUCAAGGAAAACAAACAGACAGACGGGAAGUUGUUAAAACCAUUCUUUUCAUUCAGUAGCAAAUUGUUCAUGGUAGGAAGAAAGCUUACCUACAAGUGAGUUUUUACUGCAUUGGAACCAAAUUUAUAACUGAAUUUAGUAGUUUAUAACAUCUCCAGAAGGUCUUAUAGAUAGUGAACAUUAUUACUUUUACAAACUGAAAUAUAUUGGGCCCUGUUCAGAUUCCAGUGCAAAACCCAAAUAAAGGUGGGGAAGAUGACAUGCCUGUAAUUCCAGCACUCCGGGUUUGCUGCUUGUGGUUUCUUUGUAAUCCUAACAGUUGGUGGUGAGGAGGAUUAGGAAUUUAAGGCUAUCCUCCAGUAAGGAUGGAGUUGAAGGCCAUUUUGUGUUAGAGGAAUGUCUAGCCAUGUUUUAAAGUGCAGUUCAGUGCCUUGUGAUCCAGUUGGGGCCCUGCCUUGGGCAUUGUUAUGAAUGUUGAACUAUCUUCUGUAACCAUGUGAUGAUAAGGAAUGUUCCCCUGUUAUUCCAGACUGGUAAAUAAAGGUGCUGAAGCCUA